Messenger RNA from Daldinia decipiens, 1391 nucleotides. Its product is annotated as DnaJ-domain-containing protein. Bases 538 to 1272 code for a protein of 244 amino acids. Lineage: Eukaryota; Fungi; Ascomycota; Sordariomycetes; Xylariales; Hypoxylaceae. The transcript has 3 exons. The record is from RefSeq and is a predicted model, not a curated record.
UCACCGACAAUUCAAGGGGCUGGGCUGGCUGGGCAAACCCCCUGGACGAUCUGCGCUGCCCUAAAACCGCCUAGAACAGAUCCUAGGUUAGGGCUAAUCUGGAUCCGCUCUAGUGGUCUGGUUCCGAAGGUGAGCUUGCGGGUCGGUGGGGAACUCACCAUGUACCAUGUGCGUUGAACCGUUUAAGGCAUCUGCAGUUGGAGUUAGACCGGAGAACCUAUGUACAUAGGUACCUAAUUCAAGAGGAAAUGUCAAGCCACAAUGCCACGGUGGCUAGAACCUUGGAACUUUUAAUCAUUGCUCGUUUCGGAAAGUCGCCUUAGCAGGCUGGCAGGUUAAGUUCGCGGCCACAUCUAUGAUGACGUCCCUUAUUGGAUAGGUACACUUGUACCCAACACCGCCUGACAAGCCUGAUUCAAGAGACUAUGACUUGGCCUCUUAGCUUCGUCAUAUCUGCUAUAUCUGCCAUAUUGAAGUUUACCUCUAAAUAGCUAUCAAGAUCAAUAAUUUUACUAAUAUUGACUUGAAAUACUCAAGAUGACGGACAGAGCGCCCCCUAACUACUACAAGAUCCUCGAGAUCUCCGAGAGUUCCACUACGCAGCAGAUUCGCGAUGCCUAUAAGCGAGCAGCCCUCAAAACCCACCCGGACAGAGUUCCCUCGAACUCGCCUGAGCGCCUGGCCCGCACACGCAAGUUUCAGCUCGUAAAUGACGCCUACUACACGCUGUCAGACACCGCACGGCGACGCGAGUACGACGCCCAGCGCACACGGUUCGGUGGCGGGCGCGGCACUUACACGUACGAGGAGGCAGACGACCCAGAGGAAUCAGUGCCGCCUGAGACUGGAGGAGGAGGAGGGACAGGAGCUGCGCAGAGCGCAUACUCGUGGGCGUGGAACUUCUUCACAGGUGGGAACACCAACUCGCAGCCUCAUGCGCGGGAGGCGCGGCAGCAAACCGAAGACGCGCAGUUUGGAGAUGUGUUCGAGGAGAUGCUGCGCGAGGAGGGGCUCGCGGACCAGGACACCAACAGGCCGACGUCCAAGUUCUGGAGCAUACUGGGCGCGGCCAGCGGCAGCGUAUUAGGCUUCAUAUUAGCGAAUAUGCCGGGCGCGGUUGCGGGCGCGGUGGCGGGGAAUAGGCUGGGCGCUGUGAGGGAUGCGAAGGGCAAGAGUGUUUAUGCUGUUUUCCAGGACCUGCCGCAGGAUGAUCGGGCGAGGCUGCUAGCUCAGCUUGCCACGAGGGUGUUUAGUCACGCCGUGGGGAUUUGACGAGAGUGCCUAGGGUAUAUUGAUUUCAGCUUAUGGUGUGUUUCUGCUGCUUUCGAGGCGUAGGCAUACGAGGACUACGUCGCUUGGUUUGACUGCAUUCUUUUACUAGGAAACAUGCG